Molecule: messenger RNA, 2309 nt
Organism: Moneuplotes crassus
Lineage: Eukaryota; Ciliophora; Spirotrichea; Euplotida; Euplotidae
Source: the annotation of a GenBank genome assembly
ACUAGCGAGAGCAAUGAAAAACGAGGAGAUAAGCAUCGAUAGACAGUGUAGUGCCCCUUCACAGCAAGAUGAAGCUGAGAAAAAACCUGAUCCAACCAUAGUUUAUCGUACAGUGACUAAAACUGCACAUAGUAAGAGAUCUAGAAGUGUACUUCUCCACAAGGUGGGUCCUUCAAGUCAAGAUGCCUCUCAAGGUAAUCAGAAGGUGUUAAACUCUUGAUUUAAGAGCCCGGGUAAGCAAAGUAGUCCGAUAAAUAAGCCACGAAUAAAUUUCAAGAAGCAUCACUACAGAAAGAGUUCGAAUUUCAAUGCAAGUAGUAGAGCCCAAAGCUUUACUGAAAAGAAGGAGGAAGCAUCUGAAAGUCCAGGAAUUCAUAAUUUUGAUUUUGAUAAGAACUUUGAAGAAUUAGGCACAAAUUCCAUAAAAAUAGAAUCUAAGAAUCCCAGCCAAACAUUCGCAAUAAAUGCAAGCGUAGUGGUUAAUAUCUUAGACAUUAGAGAGAAACAGCUUAGUCAUGCAAGAAUUGGCAAACUUUCAACUUCAAAGAUACAUAGAAAUAUUUCAGCUCAGAAGUCCAAGCUCAACAGGAAAAAGUUUAAGCAUGAACCCUCGUUUAAUAUCAGGAGACUACAUGCAACUACAUAUAAGGCAGGCUUUGUUAAGACUAGGCCCAAGAUCGAAGAUCUUGGGCCUCAGAGAGCAGAGACUUACUUCCAUGUCACGCAGGCGAUAAAUAGCUCUCAAAAUCUGGCAAAUCCCAAAAUUUCUCCGACUAAAAAUACUAGAGAGGGUCAUAAGGCAAUCUGUAGUACAAAAUCGAUUGAAAAGGCUAAGAAAUCAUCAUGAAUUAGACAAAUGGAGAAGAUCUUGAAAUCUUCAUCUCUUGCUCACCAUAAAGACCUUCAAAUGAAAUAUAUUGCUCAUAAAACCUCAAAAUUUCCAUUUAAAUUACUCAGAUUUCUGAAAACCCAAAGUCAGCUUAAACCAGAACCUCCAGAGAUGAAGAUCAUAGGAGAAAAUAUAUCAGAAGUCUUAAGAAACACUUUUGUGCAGAGAGCGCUGAACACAGCUUCUGAGCUCCCUCAAAGACAAGUCACCGAGCCACUUCUUAAGAAAGAAAUUUUGGAAGGAAAACAAAGCUCUGAUGUUGAUGAAAUAUUACACCUAGAGAACUCUAGAGAUAAAGAUAUUGAUAGAAGUAGCACACAAGGAAUCAGCCAUUUGAUUCAGAGGGAGAGUGACACAGACAUUGGAAAGAUAACUGAAGGGGCUCAUGCAACAAAAAGUUCAGACAUGGCAAUCCUAAAUAAAAGUAAUGACAAAAGAGAAGCAUCCACAUGUCUGCAUUCCAAGAAAAUGAAAUUUGGCAAGAAUAAAAGUCCUUCUAAGUCAAAGAAAGGACUAAAAUCUCCUUACAGAGGAAGGAACAUUCCUGAGAUAUACCACACAAGUAGCAAGACUUUCUCCACUGAGUUUCAGCAGUCAGUUGAAAUUCCUUACUCUGAGGUCACUAAUCCGAUAAAGUUCUUCUGUGAGAAUUCCAAAAUGGCUGAUUCUAUUUAUAAAAUAUCAGAUAAAAGCUCUAAAAGAUCGAUCAGGUCAAAGGAUAAUGAAAUGCAUACACCUCCUAAGGAUACAACAAGGACGAACCAGCCCGUGAUAGUUGUCCAAAGCAAGAAGGAAUCCAAAUAAAAUAUCCAGAAAAGGCUUAAGAUCAGGCCUCUUUGAAUCUAUUUCCAAAAGUUUUACCGAUGCUGUCAGGAAGCAGACUCCGCAGAAAUCUCUCGGGUAUCAAACUAUGAACGGAUUUUAUAGGCAGAAAAGCUCCAGCAGUCUUGGUCCUAGAACUAAAAAUGCUGCUAAAGGCAGCAUUAAACGCAACUACAGCGGCAGGAAGAUUUAUAAUAAUGAAAAUCAGCAUUGGAAAGGGCUGAAUCAGACUCAGAAGCUAUAUUCUCCCCAGAAAUUUAUUCCCUCAAAAGACAGUUAUAACGAAGCAAUGAAUAUCACCGAUUAUGAUAGUAAAACUAGGGCUGUACACUCGAGCUUCUCGGUAGGGAAGAUAUACAUCUCAAAGAAAAGAAGUUUCAACAGCAAAUCCAGCUUGAUUAGAGAUAAAAAGCAGAAAUAUUUCACCAAUAAUCUUAGUAGCCAUGGGAGCCAAGAAUAUAGUGCUAAUUAUGGGACAAAUAAUCUUCCGAGGUCAUAUAACAAAGCCAAGCUUGCCUUUCAGAAGUACUCUAAGCUAGUGAAGGAGUCUGGAUGGGAGAUCAAAAAGAAUGGCUUCAAGUCUGUGACAAACACUUAG